GAGUCCCCCUUAACUGACAACAUGAAAAUUGCGAAAGCGAUGCGAAUUAAAAAAAGGGCUACAGAAAAGGAAACAAAAAAAUUCCCUCCAACAGCUGCUUUUAAAAAGUGUCAUUAAAGAAAGUCAGCAUUUCCUCCGCUUCUCAGCGCAGCAUUUUUUAAAUGUACAUAUGAACACCCAUAAAUGUGAUAUAUAUAUGCAUUUGCAACAAAUAGCCGCCAGAGAAAAAGCUUAUCACAGGGGAAAUGUCCAAGAGAGAUAGAUUUUCCUUUAGAUACUACGUUGGGCAUGAAGGGAAAUUCGGCCAUGAGUUCCUCGAGUUUGAAUUCAACUCCAAGGGGAGACUAAGAUAUGCUAACAACUCUAAUUAUAAAAAUGACAAAAUUAUAAGGAAGGAGGCCUACGUGAGUAAGUCCGUACUGAAUGAGCUAAAACGCAUAAUUGAAGAAUCGGAGAUUUGCAAAGAAAGCGAUAAGUUAUGGCCUGCCCCGGACAAAAUAGGAAAACAGGAGCUAGAAAUUUUCUUAGAUGGGAAUGAAUAUUAUUUUACGACUUCCAAAAUUGGGUCUCUUUCUGAUGUGAAACAGUGCGAUGACCCAGAAGGACUCAGAGUGUUCUACUACCUUGUGCAGGACUUGAAGUGUUUCUUGUUUUCUCUCAUUUGCUUGCACUUUAGGAUUAAGCCUGUGUGAAGUGAUACCCAGGAUUCUUCCCCUCACACAUCCCUACAUACCAGCACAACGGUAUGCUUUGUUAAAACCUUUUUUUUACUCUUUUUUUAAGUUAAAAAAAAAAAGGUAAUCAUGUCUGUGCAUAUGUGUUUGCAUAUACAUGUGAAGGACGUUUCCUGUGUGCAGAAUGCCAAAGAAACGUUGAA
Messenger RNA from Plasmodium vivax (malaria parasite P. vivax), 877 nucleotides. Its product is annotated as mago nashi domain containing protein. Gene Ontology annotation, biological process: RNA splicing. The transcript has 4 exons. The record is from RefSeq and is a predicted model, not a curated record. The coding region runs from base 246 to 692 and encodes 148 amino acids. Gene Ontology annotation, cellular component: nucleus; exon-exon junction complex. Lineage: Eukaryota; Apicomplexa; Aconoidasida; Haemosporida; Plasmodiidae.